CAGCGUCCAUAUCACACCUGUCCUCUCUCUCACUGAUCUUUUGAAAACGAGAAUGGCUGCUCUUUAUCCCAUCUACUACCUGCAGCAGGAUAUUCUUCAUCGCAUGAUAAUCGCUCAGAUCCGAGGCUGUUGCCAUUUUCUGUUUUAUCUCUGGACUAUGGUCCUUAACUUCUGAUUGCGUGGGUCAGGCCCUUUUUUCAUGCUUGUCUGUUGUCUGUUGUUUCUUGAUAUCUUUGUCUCUAAUAAUAAUUUUGAACACACCCAACACUGGCCAACAACUUUAACUCUUUAUCUACUAGCCUCGUGGAGUGUCUUGGAAGCUGGGAGUUUGGAGGAAUAUUUAAUUUAUUUCCAAAUGGAUAUGUCCUCUUGUGGCCCUACUUUAGAUGUAUCAGAUCUACCAGACACUGAGGUAGCAGUAGACGAGACGGACGGAGCUGCUGAAGAGCAAUCACUGGAAAUAUGGGGCAGAUUCUUCCCACUCCCUAGAGCUGGACUCACUGGAAUUGAUUUCUCAGACGACGAGUAUAUAUUUGGACGGUCCGAAGACUGCGAUUAUUGCUUUGAGAGAAGAGGAGGCACGUCCAACCAGCACUACCCCACCUACUCCAGCACUCACUUCAGAAUAUACAGGGAAAGGAGCAAAACUGAUUCGAAUCAGUUUGUUGUGUUCCUUCAAGAUAAAAGCUCUAAUGGUACUUUUAUUAAUGGCGAUAAAAUUGGUAAAAAUAAGACCCAUAUCUUGAACAACGACGAUGAAAUAUCACUCUCAGUCAAAAACAAUAAAGUGUUUGUGUUUAAUGAUAGAAGUGUCUCAGAACAAAACAACAAUUUACCAGAAGAGUUUAAAGACAAGUACACAAUGUCAAAGCAAAUAGGAAAAGGAGCUUGUGGUAUAGUCAAGUUAGCAUUUCACAGAGAAACGUGCAAAGGCUAUGCUGUCAAGAUUAUCAGCAAGAAGAUGUUUUCAGUUGGACCUCAUCUUGGUAGAGCUGCUAUGGAAGAAGUCAAAAUAAUAAAGGCACUGCAACAUCCGUGCAUAAUUCGAGUUGAAGAUUUAUACGAGUCGACUGAUUCACUUUACAUUGUACUUGAACUCGUCGAAGGAGGUGAACUGUUUGACAGAGUCAUACUAAAUGGAAAGUUUAAUGACAAGGUCGGGAAGCUACUGUUUUAUCAAAUGGUUGUAGCCGUCAAAUAUCUUCACGAUAAAGGUAUAACACAUAGGGAUCUAAAACCUGAGAAUAUUCUAUUGUCGUCUACUGAUGAGGAGACUCUAAUUAAAGUCACGGACUUUGGACUCUCAAAGUUUGUCGGAGAGCAGUCUCUGAUGAAGACACUGUGUGGCACUCCAAGUUACCUUGCUCCUGAGGUGAUCAAGUCGGCAGGUUUGGGUGGAUACAGUAAAGCUGUGGACUGUUGGAGCUUGGGAGUCAUUCUAUACAUAAUGUUAGGAGGGUAUCCACCAUUUUCUGAUGAAAUAAGAGAGCACAGUUUACACGAUCAAAUUUGUCAAGGAAUAUAUUCAUUUCCACCUGCUUACUGGAAUGGAGUCUCUAAAGAUGGUAUUGAUUUAAUUGAGAAGCUAUUGACAGUGGAUUCAAGCAAGAGAUGGACUUCAGCACAAGCACUGGAACACACCUGGCUUAAAGAUGAAGAUAUGAGAAAGAAAGCUCAUCAGAUGAUGAUGGAAACUGCAGACAAACAUCAAAUGCCACCUCCUUCUCUACCAGGUAGUAAAAGGAUUUUAAAUGACGAGAAUAAUAAUAAUGGUGAUUCCAAACGGCCUCAUUUAGAAGGUACUCCUUCUCCAUCAGAUGAUACCAUUAGUAUUGAUACUGAACCUAUAGCAAGGGAUCAAUCUUUCACAUCAAAUCCUGAUACCAAUAAUUCAUAAACUGCACAAUGAUAUUUUUCAUUUUCAACCUUAACUUCUUCCUUUCUUUGCAGAUGUCUAUAUUUGUAUCUCUUUUUGUUGCUUCUUUGGCUAUAGAUUCUAGUUUUCAUUUCCCAA
This is a messenger RNA of Amphimedon queenslandica, 2014 nucleotides long. RefSeq names its product serine/threonine-protein kinase Chk2-like. Bases 200 to 1897 code for a protein of 565 amino acids. The record is from RefSeq and is a predicted model, not a curated record. NCBI's taxonomy places the organism in Eukaryota, Metazoa, Porifera, Demospongiae, Haplosclerida, Niphatidae. The transcript has 18 exons. Gene Ontology annotation, biological process: protein phosphorylation. Gene Ontology annotation, molecular function: ATP binding; protein kinase activity; protein binding.